This is a messenger RNA of Nestor notabilis (Kea), 1820 nucleotides long. It is a transcript of the gene KCNS2, whose product is annotated as potassium voltage-gated channel, delayed-rectifier, subfamily S, member 2. Gene Ontology annotation, biological process: protein homooligomerization; potassium ion transmembrane transport; regulation of delayed rectifier potassium channel activity. Bases 31 to 1464 code for a protein of 477 amino acids. The record is from RefSeq and is a predicted model, not a curated record. Gene Ontology annotation, molecular function: protein binding; voltage-gated potassium channel activity. Lineage: Eukaryota; Metazoa; Chordata; Aves; Psittaciformes; Psittacidae. Gene Ontology annotation, cellular component: voltage-gated potassium channel complex; membrane. The transcript has a single exon.
UCCCCUGUACACCUUUGGAAGGAGCUCACUAUGACAGGGCAGAGUCUGAAGGCUUUAUCUGAAGCGAAUUUUGAAGACAAUGAGAUCAGCAUCAACGUUGGAGGCUUUAAGAAAAAGAUGAGAUCCAACACAUUAUUAAGGUUCCCCGAGACCAGGCUGGGCAAACUGCUGAGCUGCCACUCAAAGGAGUCAAUACUGGAGCUCUGUGAUGACUAUGAUGACACCAAGAAUGAAUUUUAUUUUGACAGGAACCCCGAGCUCUUUCCUUACGUGCUACAUUUUUAUAACACCGGCAAGCUCCAUGUGAUGGGUGAACUCUGCGUGUUUUCUUUCAGCCAGGAGAUUGAAUACUGGGGAAUCAAUGAAUUCUUUAUAGACUCCUGCUGCAGUUACAGCUACCAUGGGAGGAAAAUGGAGCCAGACCAAGAGAAAUGGGAGGAACAAAGUGACCAGGAAAGCACCACAUCUUCUUUUGAUGAGAUUCUGGCAUUCUACAAUGAUGCCUCUAAAUUUGACAAACAACCAUUUGGAAACAUCAGGAGGCAGCUCUGGCUUGCUUUGGAUAAUCCUGGGUACUCUGUCUUAAGCCGGAUCUUCAGUGUCCUUUCCAUAGUGGUGGUGCUGGGCUCCAUUGUGACCAUGUGCCUGAACAGCCUCCCAGACUUUCAGAUAGUUGACAGCAAUGGGAAUUCCGAGGAAGACCCUCGCUUUGAAAUCGUGGAACAUUUUGGUAUUGCAUGGUUCACUUUCGAACUGGUGGCGAGAUUUGCAGUAGCUCCUGACUUUUUAAAGUUUUUCAAGCAUGCCCUGAAUUUGAUUGACCUAAUGUCUAUCCUUCCGUUUUAUAUCACUUUAAUUGUCAACUUGGUGGUGGAAAGUAGUCCGACUUUAGCAAAUUUAGGCAGGGUUGCACAAGUCCUGAGACUCAUGAGGAUCUUUCGCAUCUUAAAGCUUGCUAGACACUCCACAGGUCUCAGGUCCCUUGGAGCCACCCUGAAGUAUAGCUACAGAGAGGUGGGGCUUCUUUUACUUUACCUCUCUGUUGGCAUCUCCAUUUUCUCAGUUGUGGCUUACACCAUUGAGAAAGAAGAGAAUGAGGGGUUAGCCACCAUCCCUGCUUGUUGGUGGUGGGCUACUGUUAGCAUGACCACAGUUGGCUACGGGGAUGUUGUGCCAGGGACCACUGCUGGCAAGUUGACGGCAUCUGCAUGCAUCCUAGCUGGUAUCCUAGUGGUAGUGCUUCCCAUCACGCUGAUCUUCAAUAAAUUCUCCCACUUUUAUAGACGUCAGAAGCAGUUAGAGAGUGCCAUGAGAAGCUGUGAUUUUGGUGAUGGCAUGAAAGAAGUUCCGUCAGUCAACUUGAGGGACUACUAUGCGUAUAAAGUUAAAUCCCUUAUGGCCAGUCUUACCAAUAUGAGCAGGAGUACUCCCAGUGAGCUGAGCCUGAAUGAUUCACUGCAUUAGUGUACAAGUUUGACAGCAGUUUGCAUGAAAGCUAUCAAGAGCUAUGUUUGUAAAUGUUUUCCUAUUUGUCUUCUUUUCUUUUUCCUAGAGGAUAGUGUUGCUGACACUGCACUAACUUUGCACUUGAGAAACUAAAGACAUUUCUAUUACAAGUUGACAGUUUGCACAUUUUCAUCCUGUUGCAUUGGUACUAAAUGCUGACUUUUCCAUACAAAUGUUACCACUUCCAUGACAUUAGUGCUAGUAGUAUACUGAUGAUCUGUUGCUUUGUGCAUUUCUUCAUCUGAAUGAUGAGCAGAGAAAUGAACGUACCCAAGUGGAAUAAACAUUCUCAGUUGUGACACGAGUAAUGAAAA